Molecule: messenger RNA, 4676 nt
Organism: Diachasmimorpha longicaudata
Lineage: Eukaryota; Metazoa; Arthropoda; Insecta; Hymenoptera; Braconidae
Gene: Mute
Product: muscle wasted
Exons: 2
Coding region: 512-4600 (1362 amino acids)
Biological process (GO): regulation of DNA-templated transcription
Cellular component (GO): nucleus
Molecular function (GO): transcription coregulator activity
Source: RefSeq, a predicted model, not a curated record
AAUUUUGGCGAUGAAGAUUGGCAAGAGUUAUUAGAAGGAAAUAGAAUUUUUUUAGAGUAUGAAAAAAUUUCAGUAAUUUUUCACAUAAAUAAAUUCACUUUUCACUCGAUUGGCAAAAUUCUUCCUGAAAUAUUCAUCCCCACCACCGUUUAGUUUUCCCGCGCGAAAGUUGUAGGUCAGUGUCAUAGGUCAGUGUCCAAACAAUCGAUUCAGUGAACAAAAUGUUGUGAAAUUGAGCCAUAAAAAUCGCGAAUAAUUAGAAUAAUUAAUUCUAAAUACGUCCAAGAACUGAUAAUGUUCAUAAAGAGAAGGAGAAUAUCCUUAAGAGACUGAAUACGACCCUCCACCAGGUAUUUAUGUUGCAUUCCCUGAAACAUAACCUCACCAAAGAUGUCAGUAUCGCCAGGAUCUUGGCUUUUCUCCUGAUUUUGUUCACAAAAACGAAAUAAUCACCGAUAAUUAUCAAUCUAACUAAUUGUAAAGCCGAAAUACUCUUGAUAUUACUCGAAAAAUGGGGAUCGACAACCCCAGGAGAGCCCCAGAGGCUCUGUCCACCCCAUCGCCGAGCAGUUCUCCCCGCAAAUGUAACUUGUCAUUCUGCUUCAAUUUCGACGUCGACGGAAUCGACAGCGACACGACAACCGACUCUGAGACUCCCGGUCUCCAGAUCGACGUCUCCGAGGUGAUAAAUUACCAGAAAACCCGCAAACGAAAGUACGUAGAGAUUGAAGAGACAUCGGCGAUCGACGAAAUGGAGGAAGAAAUUGAACGACAGUUGGAUGCUAAAGCAGCAAAAACAAACUUAACAGCGACCAACGUGAAAAACAUCCUCAAGCAUGUCAUCACCAACGAGCACGUCCUGGCGAUGGUUCAGAACAGCGUUCACAACACUGAAGAGGGUGCGAUAUUCGAGCCAAAAUUGACACGAGCAAAGGCGAAGGAGCUGGCAAUGGCACAGCCCAACAUUCCCUGGCCAAUGACACCAGUCAAGAAACCUGGCUCGUCGGAGGUUCAGGCCCUCAUCAGUGAAGAUUUCCACGAGGACUCCUCCGACGAAGAGUACCACCCGGAUCACGACCAACAGAGUGAGGAUGAGGGGGAUCAGUUGAUAAAUAGUGACGUUGAUUCAUCUCCAGCAACCUCAGCCCCUCAGCUUGAGGCCCAGGUUCAACCUGAAGGAUCCCCUCGGAAUCGAUUGGCGCAGGUGAACGUACACUACGACGAUGAGGGUGUCUUCAAGAUCCCCUCGAUUCCCCAUGUACCCACUGAGGAAGAGAACAUUGGCCAGAGGACGAGGUCCAAGUUGUCGUUAAGUGAAACACCACUGGAGCACAUCGAACAGGCUUUCAUUCCCCCUGACAUCACCACUGACAUGUACGACUGGGACUGUGACAUGGACGAGGAGUGGAACAAGUUCUUGACCGAAUUCACCCAGCCCCUGCCCCAUGAACCGAACGGUGAGGACGACCCUGAAGCGGAUCCAGAGUACAACAUCUUGGAUGACAGGGAGAGCGAAACGCUGGACAAGGAGGAGAUCAGGGACGAUAAGGCGGUGAAAGUCUCGAGGAAAGAGCUCAAAGAUCUCGUGGCUGAGCUGUUUGAGUUCGAGGACAUGUUCGCGAAGGGGGAGAUUCAGGAGGAACUCGAGGGGUCCAAGAAGAGGAAGAGUUUGGAGACCUCUGUGAGUUCAGUGCAUAAUAAUUCAACUGACAAUCCAAUGGUGAAUCUUCUACCAGCUCUGGCUGAGCCAGAACUCCCCAAGAUCGUGAGCUUCGAGCACAGCAAUCUCAUUGCCAUUCAGUUUCAACAGCAUGUCCAACUGAUGGUGCAGCACUUCGUGAUGACCUACCAACAUCCGGAGCUACAUUCACACUCGAUAACUUGCAAAGACAAUUUAAAUAGUAUUAAUUUCCUUCGCACUGGUGAUCAUUCAGCGUUCAAUGUCCUGAAUCUCCCUGAUGCGCUGGUAUUGGCGAACGAUUGGGAGGAAAAAUUCAGGGAUGAGAAAUUUCAAGCGGAGUACAAAGACAUGCAGGAGAAUGAGAUAAAAAUAAAUCGCCUGAGGGCAUCGAAAAAGCUCGGCUAUACUCCGAAAUUCCACCCUGAAAUGAUUAAACUCUUCAUGGAGAGUCGAGCACUCAUGUAUCCAGAGUUACUACCCCACGUACCCAUGAAGGAGCCUCCGAGAACAGGUUUUAAGACUCUGUAUUCAAAAUCAGAGGAGCACUUGCUGGCUCUAGGCCUCGAACAAUUCAUCCCCUUCCAUGAAUCACGACAACGGAAAUUCUCGCUCAAGAGGAUGAUCCUCAUGGAUGCCACCCAGUCUAUCUCUGAGUUUCUGAUGCCAGUUAGGAGCUCCAAGGCUUUGUAUGGGCAUGUGAAUCACCUACGCGGUGCUGGUGACGAUAAUCCGGUCGGUUACUAUUUCAAAAAUGGGUAUGUUCCCAGCAGAAUUCAUUGCAUUGCGUUGGACAAUACUGCAAGGGCUCCAAAGGAUCAACCAAAGAGUUCACUGCCUGCCGUGUGGCAGGAAAUAUCUAGUAAGAAGAACUCUCCAAAAGAACCCCUCACGACGUCAUCAACCUCCCUCAUCCGAUGUCUCUCAGAAUCAACCGACAACAUGAUAAUCGAUGCGAGUUUCUUAUCGCCCCUGAUUCACAUGCUCCCUAACAUGCCAACCCUGGACCAAACUCCCCCAAAGCGUGUCUCAGACCCCGCUAAAGAAGCAUCACCCCUCCAGGAGCACCCCCAGAGUUCCCCACAGCUGCGCCAGAUGACUCCGCGGCUGGCAAAAAUCCGAAGUGCCCAAAAUAUGAAGCUAAUGACCCAGGUGUCAGGCCCCAAGAGUUCUCUCAGUCCCUCGGUAAAAUCACGCGCAAAAGACGACUCCCCGAAGACCCCAGAAAUCUCCUCCGAGCAAUCCCGCGGUGACAACGAGGACGAGAUAGCGGAGCUGAUGCUAGCGAGCACAACAAUUCGAAAGGACUCAGUGAACCGAAAGAAAGCAAAGGAAGCCAGAGAACUGGAGAACAUAAAGAGACUGAUGGAGGCUGAGACAGCCCUGGGUCAUGAGGAGCGCGUCACCAAGUUCGCAGCGUCCUGCAUCCAGAAAGUCCACAUGACCCUGGAGGCCUCCAACCCAGACCUGCUAAAGACAAUAAUCAAACUCUUCACGGACUACAGCGAGAAAAUGGAAGGUGCGAAGCAGAUGACUGAGGACCUCCAGGAUAAAUUGGCAAUCGACUUUUAUAGAGGAGUCUGCAGCGCCCUUGCGGACUACCCAGAGCUCUCCUCUGACUUCGUCUCCUUCCUGAAGCCCCACCAGGCCGUGAUGAUGGACAAGUUCAAGGAGCACACCAUGUCCAAGAAAAUGGCUGAAUUCAUGAACGUAGCGCAGGUCUAUUUCGCGAAGCAGCCAGCCAGGAUGACUCGUCUGAUGCAAGCGAUCACUCAGUUAGCUGCCGAGUCGUCUCCCAGUCUGGAGGGGGUGCACAGUGUCAUGGAUCCAGUGCUGAAGGGACACUCCCUCCCCAUGGACAUGUUUCUGCAGUGUAUCCCCAGUGGGAAGCCACCUGAGAGCCUUUUUCUACCUCAUCUGUUUGAGAAUCUCACGUGCCCAGUGGGGCCUUAUGAUAAGAACAAAGUCUACACCGAGGAUUCAAUGGAGCUAUACGAGAAUGUAGAGCUGUCAACUCCUCCUACACAGGAUGAUCCUUAUGGGGGUGACAACUGCAAGUGUAUUUGCCAUGAGAAUAAUAAUUCUCCAUCGAAGACGAGUGGCUCCGAUCACUGCAUAUCCUGUGGGGUCAGGUACCUCAAUGGAAGGAUUUAUCUACAGACCUCUGAAGGACUGAGACCUGCCAAGGUCACGUUCCCAGGAGAUGAGGAGGAGAAGUUGGAGAACAUCGCGAGGGUGUCAUUGAAGACCAGUGAGCGAUGCACACCUACGGGCUCCACUGGGAGGAGGAGAAAGUCGUCGAAGAAUGAACCUGGGGGUGAGGAGGUCUCCCAGAAGUGUCCUGCCAAGAGCUCACCCCUGAAAGAGGGCGACGAAGGAAAGGCAAGACGCGGGGGAAAAUCUCCACCGAAGUACAUUGAUCACAGGAGAAUGUCUAAAUCCUCGGACACCAGCAGUUGCUCGGCACAGACCACUGAUCACUCUCCCAUCAAGAGCAAGAGGGAGAGGAGGGCUGAGAGGAGAGAGGCUAAGUCUGAUUCGAAAAAUUCUAUUUUGGAUGUUAAUAAGGGCAGUGAGGGACAGUUUGCGAACUCCCACGAUCAUGAGGAUGUGACGAGUAGAGCUGACGCGGUGGAGACGGAGGAGGAGGUCAGUAAGGUUGAUAAUAGUGAGGAUGAGGUGAAUGUGAGUGAACAGUUGGACAUGGAGAACAGCAAGUCUGACAGCGACAUGGUGGCUGAACCAGAGGAUGUGGAGAAACCCUGGUCUAGGCAAGAAGAUGCUGUUCUUCUGCAGCACGUGCAGAAGGAUUACUCAGAGAGAACUUUUGAGGUUGUCAGUGAGGUGUUGGAGGGAAGGUCGAUGGACCAAGUGAAGAGACGAUGUGAAGUACUACUUUCGUUGUUAGAAAAGAUUAUUUAGUUAGGGAAGUUUUUAAAUAUCUAUAUUUAAAAUUGUUGAAUGAAUUGAAUUAAAACGACGAGCGAAUUCUUGGUCA